AUGGUCAGAGUGAUCCUCAACGGUAUCCUAGUUGUAUCGGUCUCGGUCCAACGGCGACACUUUAGUCAUAUCUGCGGAGGUACUUACAUAGCACCGAGAUUCGUUUUGUCAGCCGCUCAUUGCAUGGUCAGGUACACCGACCCGUGCACGGUGGUCGGCUGGGGACGACAUAUUCCUGGAUCCAAUAAAGGAGUCGGUACUUAUCUCCGUCGUGUUCAUAUUCCAUUAAUUCCGACGGAGAAAUGCCCUGUUAAAGGAGUUCACACAAGAUGGCAUCUGUGCGCAGGCGUACCAGAAGGUGGACUAGACUCUUGUCAAGGCGAUAGUGGUGGACCAUUACUAUGCGAUGAUAUACAAGUGGGUAUAGUAUCAUGGGGAGAAAAAAUUUGUGCUCUUCCGCAAUCUCCAGGCGUGUAUUGUCGAUUAGACUUGUAUUUAGAUUGGGUGAACAAGACUGUAGAAAACAAUAAUGCAUCCAUAAAUACUUUUAAUAUUGCAAGCAUGUUUCUUUUAUUGAUGUACAUUGCAUUGUAG
Messenger RNA from Habropoda laboriosa, 534 nucleotides. RefSeq names its product kallikrein-14. Gene Ontology annotation, biological process: proteolysis. Bases 1 to 534 code for a protein of 177 amino acids. The transcript is spliced from 5 exons. NCBI's taxonomy places the organism in Eukaryota, Metazoa, Arthropoda, Insecta, Hymenoptera, Apidae. Gene Ontology annotation, molecular function: serine-type endopeptidase activity. The record is from RefSeq and is a predicted model, not a curated record.